AUUGAGAAAGGUGGUUUUCUAUGUGGAAGGUGUGUGGUGAGAGACUAUACUUGAAGUUGAACUUGAUUGACGUGUGUUAAUGCAGAGAGAGAUAUUUCAUUGUUGUUCAAAGUCUUUGGUGCACUUAAAAGAGACCAGAUACAAGUGAAAGUGGAUGAUGAAGUGGAGGAGUAUGAGACAAUAGUGGAGUGGGGUACAACUUUCUGUUUCAGAUUGAGAAUUUCUUCUAAGCUUUUAAGUACAUACAUGUACAUGCACAGCACAGCUUUUGGUUGGUAUCAAAAAUCCCAUUUCUUGUUCCUCUUCACUUUACUGAUUUUUCAAGCAAUCUGAUAGGUAGAUGCCCCUUUGGGAAAUAGUUGCCGUUGAUUGAGAAAAGGCUGUAGACCAAUCCUGUUGUUGAAGGUAAGUGCGACUCUAAGCAAGCCUUGAUCGAUAGUAGAAAACAAUGAAGAACUUAUGUGAGAAUGGCUCUGGUCCUACCCAUUUAACAUCUUAUGCUCUUGGAUGCUCAUCAUGGGGGACUUCCUCUGAAUCUGAUGUGCAACAAUCAUCCAUGUCCAAAAGUUUGAGCUUGAAAAUGAGUGUUCUGCCGCAACAAUGCCAUAAGACCAAACCAUUGAGUUUUCAAUAUCAAGAUCGAGAUUCAUCUUCAACUCAAUCAACCGGUCAGUCUUAUCCAGAAGUUGGUUCAGCACAAUCAGGUCAAAUUUCAGUGCAGUGUAGCAAUUCUUCUGCUAGUUCAACACACAACACAACUGGGGGAAAGAGUGUGGAAGGUGUCAUCGGGUCAACUGUGGGGAUUCAGGAUUGUACCUUCCCUCCUUCACAACUGUGUUACAACCAAUCACUUGCUCAUACUGCAUUCCACUUUGCUGAGCCGUGCUUUAGUGGCCUACUAGCUGCUCCAUUUGUGCCACAAUCUAAUAUUCAUCAUGCUCAGCUACUAGGAAUGACUCCUGCUCGAAUUCCUCUGCCACUUGAUCUUAGUGAGGAGCCCAUGUAUGUGAACGCAAAGCAGUACCAUGCUAUUCUGAGACGCAGGCAGUAUCGUGCAAAACUGGAAGCACAGAACAAACUCAUCAAAGAACGGAAACCAUAUCUUCAUGAGUCCCGCCAUCUACAUGCACUGAAGAGAGCUAGAGGUUCCGGUGGACGCUUUUUGAAUGCCAAAAAGCUCCAAGAGUUGAAACUCACUUCAGCAAACCGUGGCCUAGAUGUUUCUGGCUGUACUCAAUUGAAUCUGAGUGGAAAUAUGUCAGAAUCAAAGGUUCAAGCAGUAGAAAACUUGAACUACAGAAAUGGUGCUUCUACAACCACGUGUUCUGAUGUCAUUAGUACAUCUAAUAGUGAUGAUGUCUUCCAGCAACAUGAGUCAGACUUUAGGUUAUGUGGUUACCCUUCUCAUAUUGGAAGGAACAUGCAGGGUUAUUCCGCAGACAUUGGUGGUGGUGGUGGUGGUGGAAAUCAACACCGUCUAUCAGUCCUUAUGUGACAAACUUUUAUGGCACACUAGCAAGUUAUUCUUCAGCGCUCUGUUGGAGAUCAUAAUUGCCUGUGUUCCAUAGGGAAGUCAUCCUUGGCUCAUUUACAUUAUUAUGUUUUUACUAAUAUGUUUAUGUUAGUUGUUUUGGAACAAAGAUAUAGACCUUUGCUAGAUUUCAAUUUUCUUAUAUUGAUGACUGAAAUAUUUGGGCAAAGUAGCACAUUUAACUGACUAGUCACAAGCAAUAUUUCUUUUAUGUUGAUGUUACAUUGGAAAAUGUCUUUUUGAGAACUAAGGUUUUGGUUGUGGUGUAUGUUUUAUCUUUGUACACUGAUGCUUUAUUAAUUUUGAGAGAAGUGCCUUGGCUGCUGUUGGUGUCUUUGCUAAAA
Glycine soja is the source of this 1875-nucleotide messenger RNA. Its product is annotated as nuclear transcription factor Y subunit A-3-like. NCBI's taxonomy places the organism in Eukaryota, Viridiplantae, Streptophyta, Magnoliopsida, Fabales, Fabaceae. Bases 449 to 1495 code for a protein of 348 amino acids. Gene Ontology annotation, molecular function: DNA-binding transcription factor activity, RNA polymerase II-specific; RNA polymerase II cis-regulatory region sequence-specific DNA binding. The transcript is spliced from 6 exons. Gene Ontology annotation, biological process: regulation of transcription by RNA polymerase II. Gene Ontology annotation, cellular component: CCAAT-binding factor complex. The record is from RefSeq and is a predicted model, not a curated record.